AUGGUUCAAUUUGAGUUUUCGUUGGAGAUUAUUUGUCUGUAUAAUGCGCGGGGAUGGGGUGGACAGUGGCUAUUUCCAAUAAAAGGCAACUGUAGACAGAAACCACAACUACAAGCUGCCAAUACAUUGGAUCCUGUAUCUAAAUCCCCUUGCGGAUUACAGCAAUGUGAACGGGAUUGUUUCUCUAACGCAAACUGUGUGAUAAUGGUUUUCCACAUAAAGAGUUUAGAGUGUUAUACGGAGCUGACCAUCGAUUCCGUUGAAGCUACGGGAAGUUUGGAUUUUGUUGUAAAACUCCGCCACCAAAUCGCAUCGGAACUGGAUGCGUCCUAUUUGUGCAAUAAUCACCAAUGUGAGAGCGGACACACUUGUAUUGGUCUAUCGAGUGGUGUUCAUGUCUGUAUGGCAAUGCCUUGUGGGCAACCGUUGUCUAUUGCUAACGCAGAUGUCAAUGUCAUUAGUUAUUCAAUUUCCUCAACAGCAUCAUAUUAUUGUCAUAUCGGAUACAACGCAGUCGGAACAAUGGAAGUCACGUGCCAGCCCUCUCUCAAGUGGACAGACACCAGUUUCAUUUGUAUCAAAAAUGGAUUUUCUUAUGAUCAAGGAACACAAAUGAUUUAUCAAAUCUUUACUUCGGAAAAAACAUACUCAGAUGCGAAAAGUCAUUGCGCUAAUCUAGGGUCGGAACUUGUGAAGAUUAAUACUACGGAAAGAGUUAACGUGUUAUCGUCUUACCUUAACCUUGGACAGUUCUACACUGAUGCGUCGGAUCUAGUUCAGGAAGGGACUUGGAUUUUCUCCGACGGAAGUAAUGUUGAUAUGACAUUGUUUAGCCCAGCUGAGCCUGACGGUGGAACGAAUGAAAAUUGUGCAAUCUUCGGAUAUACUGCUAAAUUACACGAUGUAAUUUGUUCCACUACAAGACUUUUCAUUUGUGAAAUAAGAUGA
Molecule: messenger RNA, 948 nt
Organism: Ylistrum balloti
Lineage: Eukaryota; Metazoa; Mollusca; Bivalvia; Pectinida; Pectinidae
Exons: 3
Coding region: 1-948 (315 amino acids)
Source: RefSeq, a predicted model, not a curated record